UGCUUCAGCUGCUCCUGGUCUCACUCUCAUCCGCAUCAUCUUACUUUGGGGGAACCGUGACCUACACCUACAAAGGAAGAAACCCCGAUGGAACAUUUAGAGUUGACCUUCGCAACAGGGCAACCUUUGAUGACUGUCAGAACUCUCUCAACUGGUUUUGUUACACCGGCAACUGUGGCUAUAAUACCAAAAGUGAGAGAGGCGUAGUUGACUGGAGCAACAAUGCACCACAAUAUAACAACCAAUGGUGUGAAACUGAAACAGUCAGUACAAGAAGUAUCCCAAGUGACAACCCUUUUCAAAUAAACGCUGCAAGCUGUUGUUGGAUCCCAACGCAAAACUGGGUUCGUAAUUUGAGACUUAUGACUUAUGUGGAUUUGGGAACAAGAUCUGACACUGGAAAACCAAACCAAUCACCAGAAGUUGCCAUUCUCCCUUUUCUACGAGUUCCUCAGAACUGCCCACGGACAUACAAGCUGAUGUCCUUUGAUCCUGAUGGUGACAAAGUUCGAUGCAGAUAUGGAAAUAUCAUAGGUACUGAGUGCAGCUCGUGCAACCAACCUUCAGGCUUCGACUUGGAUCAGGGCUCUUGCACAUUACACUACCGAUACUCUUAUGCCGACGCCAGAGCGUAUGGAUUUGAGUUGGUGGUGGAGGACUUCCCACAAGGGCGCAUCUCUCUGGCCUACACUGAUGGAUCCAGAUCCUCCAGGGAUCCACUGAGAAAGAGACAAGCUACAACCGCAGCACCAACCACAAUCCCUACAACAGCAGAACUGACCUAUGACCCAUGGUGGUGGUUUUUUUCCACAACAACCCCAACCACAACCACAACCACUGAAGCAACCACAGGACAAAUUACAACAACAGAACCGACCUAUGACCCAUGGUGGUGGUUUUUUUCCACAACAACCCCAACCACAACCACUGAAGCAACCACAGGACAAAUUACAACAACAGAACCGACCUAUGACCCAUGGUGGUGGUUUUUUUCCACAACAACCCCAACCCCAACCACUGAAGCAACCACAGGACAAAUUACAACAACAGAACCGACCUAUGACCCAUGGUGGUGGUUUUUUUCCACAACAACCCCAACCCCAACCACUGAAGUAACCACAGGACAAAUUACAACAGCAGAACCGACCGAUUACCCAUGGUGGUGGUUUUUUCCACAACAACCCCAACCCCAACCACUGAAGUAACCACAGGACAAAUUACAACAGCAGAACCGACCGAUUACCCAUGGUGGUGGUUUUUUCCCACAACAACCCCAACCCCAACCACUGAAGUAACCACAGGACAAAUUACAACAGCAGAACCGACCGAUUACCCAUGGUGGUGGUUUUUUCCCACAACAACCCCAGUAACAACUACAAUCGCAGAACCGACAUAUGACCCAUGGUGGUGGUUUGGUUCAACAACAACCCCAACCACUGCAACCACAGGACAAAUUACAACAGCAGAACCGACAUAUGACCCAUGGGAGUGGUUUUUUUCCACAACAACCCCAACCACUGAAGCAACUACCACUCUGCGAUACACUAGCAGCAGGACACACCUGCACUCCACCACUCCUCCUCUCAGUAAACUACCAUUGCAAUUCUCUGUACUUGUGGACCCACCUGCUCCUUCAUGUCAGGAGGGACUCUUCUUGCCAAAGUUUGUGAACCCAACACCUGAAAAUGGAGCACACAUCCAAGCAGAGGUCAACAAAGAGGUGGAGAUCAGAGUCAAAGCACAAGCUGCAUAUGCAACAAUACGUGAUAUCAUCAUCAGUGGGCCACUGAAUAUCCAAAAGCACAGGACCACACAUGAUGAGUUUGUCAUUAGGUGGACGCCUACUCCAGAUGACCUGGGAGCUCAUUACCCCAUCUGCUUUGCUGUUGAGUCAGUGACAGGGGCUGACAUCUAUCAGUCUGAGAUGAGGUGUGUUCUGGUGGACAUUGUGGCGACGCAAGUUGUAGCCAAUGUGAUCUGCAGUCAGUCCACAAUGACAGUAGAGGUUGAGAAAUCUUCAUUCUCUGGACUCAAUGAGGAUCAUUUGCGGCUCAGUGACCCCACCAACACCGUCUGCAGCCUCCGCACACACUCCAACAGCACUCACAUCAUCGCUGUCAUCCCCCUCAAUGCUUGCGGCACUCAGAUCGAGGAAGAUGAUGACAACCUCAUUUUUAAGAAUGAAAUCACCGCGGUCGACAACACAGAAGACCUGAUCACCAGGAAACACCUGCUGGAAGUUCAGUUCUACUGCCAGUACCCCAAACGGGGGAACGUGACACUUGGCUACACAGCACACAGGAAAAGUAUCACAGUGUGGGAGAAAGGCUUUGGUACUUUCACUUACCAGUUUGAGUUCUUUCCUGAUAACCAAUUCCAAACCAUGAUUGAUCCAAAUUCAUACCCUCUGGAGUACGACGUAGGGAGCAGGAUCUACAUGCAGAUAGAUGCCACCUCUUCAGCCAACAACACCGAGCUGUUUGUGGAGUCCUGCAGCGCUGCACCAUAUGACAACCCAAACUACCGGCCAACCUACUCCAUCAUUGAAAAUGGGUGUAAAGUGGCCUCGACUGUUGAAAUCCAUUCCUCCACCAACAAGAGACAAUUCCGGUUCAGCAUGGAGGCCUUCAGGUUCAUCGGCUUGCAUGACCAGGUUUACAUCAGCUGUUCAGUCCUGAUGUGUGAAGCAGGGGACCCCGACACCAGGUGCUCGAAGGGAUGCAUCAACUCCACAUCUCGAGUUGGUCACCACCAUGACCACAGAAAGAGAGAGGCGGUCACCCAGAGUUUAAGGCACUUUGUUUCCCAGGGUCCCCUGCGCUUAACGAGAUCAGCAGAGAGCACCGGAAGCCCAGUGAUGAACCUGAAUCUGAACCUGGUCUUCAUCGCUGGUUGUCUUCUUGCAGCUGUUGGCAUGAUCAGUGCAUUGGUUUUGUACAAAGCCAAAAUGUCGAGAGUCAAAUACCAACCUUUGCCUGCAUUUGAAAAUUAAGCGAGCUACUUGUGCAGAAUGCCAAUUCUGUAUUAAUUACAUUCAAAUAUAUAAAGCUAUUUUGAUUAUCAGAUAUUGCAUAUUCAUGUAUCAAAGUACGUGCACAUGUUACAUUAACAUCUUUAGAAAUGACUACAGCUGUAUGUGCCAGUGCA
Molecule: messenger RNA, 3147 nt
Organism: Micropterus salmoides (largemouth bass)
Lineage: Eukaryota; Metazoa; Chordata; Actinopteri; Centrarchiformes; Centrarchidae
Product: ZP domain-containing protein-like
Exons: 13
Coding region: 1157-2992 (611 amino acids)
Biological process (GO): positive regulation of acrosome reaction; binding of sperm to zona pellucida; egg coat formation
Cellular component (GO): extracellular matrix
Molecular function (GO): acrosin binding
Source: RefSeq, a predicted model, not a curated record